Molecule: messenger RNA, 6582 nt
Organism: Tetrahymena thermophila SB210
Lineage: Eukaryota; Ciliophora; Oligohymenophorea; Hymenostomatida; Tetrahymenidae
Exons: 12
Molecular function (GO): ATP binding
Source: RefSeq, a predicted model, not a curated record
AUGGAUGAUAAUAGGAGAUAGAGAGCUUUACAUAGUUUAAGGUAUUAUGAUACAAACAUUAAUUUACAAGAAGAAGAAGAUGUGGAUGAUGAUGAAGGCUUUGUAAAUCUUUUUUAAUUUAAAAAGAAGAAGAAGACACAAAGAUUACCUCAACAAUUUAACUAGAGAAUAGCUGAAAAGCUGAGGCAAAAUGAAGAGCAAAAAAUACUUGAGGCAUACGAGAAGCACCUAGAAGAAGAAUAGAAUGCUCUUAAGCUAAUGGAUUUGGAAAAUUAAGAGGAUUUAUUCAGCUCAUUUGAUAACAAUUUCUAUAGCAACAAAUCUUUAUUUGAGCAAAUAUGGUUUUAGCAAGACCAUAAUCUAAAGGUGUGUCUUAACUAUAUUUACAAAAAAUUCCUCUAGCCUAAGGGGAUCAAUUUAAGUGAAACUGAAAAAAAAAUUCUACUCUCAAAAUUGAAUACGCUUGUUAUAGGAAGAUCAGGAACUGGGAAAACUACAUCCACUUUGCUAAAAAUAUCAGCUAUGGAUAUGAGUUUUAAAAAAUUCUAAGAAAAAGAUGUACAGCCAAUCAAAAAUUUAAGGAUAUGCUUCACCACUAUUUCUGACUACUUAAAACAAGAUGUGCAUACAACUUUUAGAUCAAUAACAAAUUCAAAUUCAAAUGUUUAAAAUUAUGAAGCACAUUCUCUUUCGCAUGUUAAAACAUGGCCAUUAUUUACAACUGUCAGAAAUCUAAUAAAUAUGAUAGACGGAAAUCUAGCCAUACCUUUUUUAAAAAGAGAUACAAAUGGAAGAAUCCUUAAUGACUUAGGCUACUAGAAUAAUAACUUUAUCAGAUCAAAAAUUAAAGGAGGUGAUGAGUUUUAUCAAGAAAUAGGAAUUUAAUAGUUCAUACAUGAGUUUUGGCAAGAGCACAAAUAAUAGUUAGAAACACUGAAUGUUGAUUACUUCACUGCUUAUUCUUAAAUUAAUUCUUAUAUUACAGGGCAUUUAAAGAGCUUUUUAUCACAUGAUGGUAUGAUAUCUCUCCAAUAAUAUAUUAAUAUAGUUGGAAGGACAAAAAAUUACUUAGAUAAUCAAUAAAAAGUCAAUAUUUAUAAGAUUUGUCAGAUGUACUAAAAAUGGAAGAUAAGCAAAAAGUACUUUGAUCUAAAUGAUUAGGUUAUUUACAUUCUCAAACAAAUCUUUUAAAAAAGAUACUUUUCAAACGAUGGAUUCUUUCAUUAUAUAUUUAUUGAUGAGGUUCAAGAUCUGAACUGCUUGAUAAUUUACCUGCUUACAAUUAUAACUGAAUAAAAUAUAUUUAUGGGAGGAGAUACUGCAUAAACUAUAAGCUAAGAAAUAGCUUUUAGAUUCACAGAGCUUAAAGCUUUCUUUCAGAAAAGAUUUAUGAUAGAAGAUUUUCCUUCUACUUUAGUACUAUAACAGUAGCUUGUUGAAGAGUAGUUAUUAAAAAAUUUUAGAUGCCAUCAGUAGAUAACAGCAAUAAAUAACACUUUAAUAAGGCUAUUAGAGCUUCUAUUUCCAACUUCUAUUGAUAUCUUAUAACAAGAGAUUUCAGAAAAAUAGGGACCUAAACCUUUGCUUAUCCAUGAUGUUAAUCAUCUCAAAAAAUUUUUAUUUCAAGACAUUAAAUUGAGUGAAAAUGAUUAAAAAGGUGAUCUAGAUAAACAUUUUGGAAUUUGUGAUCGCUUAUAAGCAUUUUUAGUUUAAAAUGAUACAGAAAAAGAGAAAAUAUAAAAAAUAUUAGAUUAAGAUGUGCAGCUGUCAAUUUUUUAAGUAUAUACUAUCUUUGAGUCAAAAGGACUAGAGUUUUAAGAUGUUAUUACCUAUAAUUUACUCAGUAGUUCAUUUAAAGCGACAGGCUGUUGGGCUGUACUUAAUUAUAUCUCUGAAAAUUUUGAGAAAACCUAAUAAUUAGAAUUUCAUAUUUAGAAAGUCUAUGGUAAAGAGUUUCCUAAACUUAUACCAGAAAUUAAAAAUUUGUAUGUAGCUUUUAGUAGAGCUCGCUCAAGAGUUUUUAUUUUUGAAGAUUUGGAUGGGCAGUAAAAAAUCUUUAAGAACCCAAUUUCUAUAUUUUUCGAAAAGCACCAUUUGAUUGAAGAAAAAUUAUUAACUGAAGAAUAGCAGAAGCUGAUUAUGGAAUGUCAUAAAUCUUAUAUUGUUUAUAAUGAACCUAAAAUAAAUCCUGAUUAAUUUUUACAGCAAGCUCAGAUUUUAUUUGAAAAGAAGCAGUAUAAAUAUGCAGGAGAUUUCUUUAAAAGAAUUGGAGAUUAGAGCAAUUAUCAUCUAUGUUAGGCAAAGCUAAUAGCUGACGAUGCUAGUAAGCUCAUAGUACAAAAUAAAUAAAAGUUUGAGAGUGAAAAAUAACUUUAUCUCAUGAAUAGAAUUGUUUGUGAAAACUAAAUUCAAAUUUACAAGCAAGUAAAAAAAAUGUUUUAGGAUAGCUUAUAUUUUUUAGAAAAAAUAGAAGAUUUUAAAACAAUUUCUUAAAUAUAAUAUACACUUGGAGAGUAUGAGCUAGCAAUCGAAGCAAGUAAAAAUAGGAUUCAAUAAAUAAAAUAAAAUAAAGAUAUUUAACUUGAGGAAAAAGAAAUUAUGAUCAGAGAAAUUAGCAGAGAAAUUAAAAUAUUUUAUCUCAAUUUACUUUUAAUUCUAGAAGAAAAAUUUAAAUCAGCUCAAAAUGAGAUUUAAUAACAAAAAAAGAAAGCUGUUUACAUAGAAUUCGAUAUAACUUUGGAAAGUUUCCCAUUGAUUGAUAUUGAACUUGUUUUAUUUGUAUAAAAUAAUGCUUAAGAUUUCAAUAAACUCUAUAAUUCUCUGGUUGAAACUUCCUUUGCUUUUGAUGACAAGGAAUUAAAAAAAAAUAUCAACUAUUAUUAUCCUUCUCUCCUUAACAAUGAAUUAAGUGUUUAUUAAAAAUUUUAUUAACUUUAAAGAGUUAUUGAAAAGCAAGAAAAUUCAUAAUUUUUCUCAAACUAACAUAAAAAAUUCAUAGAACCAUUUUAAGAUAUAUUUUAACAAAUAAUUAUUGCAAGAAUGAGCAAAAAAUAAAUAGAAAAUUUAUCCAUAGAAUUUGAAUAGUUAAUCAAUAAUUAUAGCUUAAAUAUAUCAUCUUAAUAAUUUUUAAUGCAAUUUAUAAUUUAUGGCCAUUUUAAUUAGUAUGAAAUUUAGUUAAUGCUAAGUAGGUAUUUUAAUAACUAAAAGUUACAAUUGCUUAGCAUAGCCAAUUUUGCCUUUCAAAACUAUAAAAACAGUGGAAAAAUCAAUAAUUUUUUAGAUAAAAUCAUUACUGAUUAUUAAAUUUUUUAAUAGAAUUCAUAUCAUUCAUAAAAUUUAAACUUAAAGCAUUUAACAUUUUUAGGUUUAUAUGAUAAGCUUAUUGAAAGAAAAAUUGAACCCUAUUCUGAUCGUUUCUUAUUUAGUUUGAACUACUUUAAAUAGAGCAAAUCAAGUUUUAAGAAUAUAAUUUAUCAACAUUUAAUCAAUUUUUAAAUAUUUUCCAAGUCAAAGUUUAAAAAUUUUGAAAUAUUAAAAUCUUCAUAUGAAAUAAUUGAAGAUUGUGAAUAAAAUUCGGAAAAUAUGAGUUAUAAAGAAAUCUAUGAUUAUGUUUUAAUGUAACAAAAUCUGAUGAAAAUUAGACAAAAUUCAGAUAAAAAAGUUCAAAAAAUUCCUUAAUACUAAUUUAAUUUUAAUUAUGGUUUGUAAUAAUUUAAAUAAAUUAAAGAACAACGUUAUAUUGCCAAAUUAAGAAUAAAAGAAAUCAAGUAUAAAUGUUUCUAAAAAUAUGAAUAAAAAAAUUUCAUUGAUGUUUUUUUGAGUUCAGUACAAGAAUUAAUGAAAAUAAUAGAUGACAAAUAUCCACGCAAAUAAAUAUUUAUGAGAUUUUUUGAAUAUUAAAAAUUAUUAUUUAAAUUUUACUAUGGAAUGAAAAUAAUAUCUCUUACAACUUGCUUCAUUGAUUUUGAAACCUAGCAAAUAGAGUAGAUAACUAGAUUAGCUUCAUUAAUAAUUAACUACAAUAAUUCAGUCUGCAGCUAAAAAAUCUUUGGGGAAGAUAAUAAAUUAUUUAUAGAUGCUCUUUGUUCAAUAUUUGGGUAUGUUUGCCCUAAUAGUUCGAGAUUUGAAAAUCAAGUUGAAAGUUAAAUAAAUAUUUGGGAUGACUACAAUGUAUCUGAUUUCUACUUUGUCGAUUCAAAAUCUUAGUUUUAUGAAUAAGAUCAAUAGGUUAUUAACCUCUUUGCGUUUUUCCCAAUCAUUUCCAAUUAUAAUAUUUAAGCUGUUUACAGAUAAAAAGCUAUACUCCUUUCAAAAAAAAGAAUUGCAUAAGUACUGAAAGAUUUUAUUAUCGGGUAUUCUUAAUAUCUAAUUUAUAAAAUUAAGGAGAGUUACAAAACAAAAAACUAUGAAGAAAAUUAAACUCAAUUAAAUUAGUCAAUUUAAAUUUUGUACUUGUAAAAUGAACUAAAGGUUAUUAUGAAAUCCUAAUUUUCUUACAUAAUUAGCAAGCAGAUUGAACUAAUUAAAAAAUAAAAUUAGUUGAAUGAUGAAUAAGCUGAGGAAGCUUUUGAAAUAUAUUUUAAAAAGUUAUUCUAAAUUGAUAGUUAUGAAUUAACUAGAUUAAAAUAUAUCAUAAUUAAAAAUGGCCUAUUUAUUUAAUUCAAUAAAAAUUUGUAAUCAAAAAUUCAUGAUGGAGAAUAAAAUUAAUUUGUUACAUUUUUUGUUCAAGAAUUUAUAGUAAUCUCUAAAAAAAUGUAGGAUUUAAAUUAAAAAGAGAAAGAAGAGACUGAAUAGCAACAAGAAGUUAAUAUAAAUAAGAAUAAUUUAGGAUUAUAAAGUAAUAAUCAAUAAAUUUCUAUAUAAGUCAUUUAAGAAGAGAAUUAGGAAUAAAAAUUAAUAAGUUAAAAUCAAGGAAAUUUAAUUGAAUGUGAAAAUGAGCUGUAAAAUAUAGGAUAAGAAUUAAUGUCUGACAAUAUCUCAGAAAUAUAGUAGUAAUAGAAUUUAAAAGAUAAAGAGAACUUGGUGGGUUAAUAGAAUCUUGGUAGUUAAAAUUUUGGUGAUGACGAUAAUGAUAAUAUUGAGGUUCUUGAAGAAGAUUUAUAAAAUGAAGAUGAAGAUGAAGAUGAAGAUUUAUAAGAUUAAAUUAUAAUUAAUUAAAAAUUGUAAGAAAAGGAGUAAAAAGAUCUAUUUGUUGAAUGCUUAGAAGGGUAUAUGUACAUUUUUUCGAUGAUGCAUAUAAGGUAGUUAACUCAUUUUAUUCCAUAGUAAAUGAAAUUAAAUUGUGAUUUGGCUAAAGCAAUCUUUUAAUUUUUUAAUUCAAAACAAUAAAAUUAAUUGAUUUAUAAUAGCAAAAAUGCUUUAGAAAUAAUUCAUCAUAUAAAAGGUAGAGACUAGAAAAUAACAAAUCUUUUAUUACUUACCAGCUUAAGUGAGUUUAUAAAACAUAUUACCAUAGAAGAUUUUGAAUAUCUUGAUAUUUUAGAGGAAUAGGUAGAAUAUUUUGAUAUUCAAUAACAAAUAAUUAUUAUAAAUAAAAAUAAAAAUUCUGAAAAGCUUAACUAUUUUAAUAAAAUGCUUUGCUAGAAUUAUCUUGUUAAUGUUUUUAAUUGUGUUUAAAUUAUAGAAAUUCAUUCAUUUAAUAAGUUUAAAAUUAAUAAUAUAAUAGUUUAUGCAACACUCUUAGCCUUUUCAAAUUAUAACUUUUCUUUUACAUAUGAAUUCUUGGAAGGUUUUUCAUAAUUCCUAAAAUAGAUGAUAAAUUAUGAUAAAAAAAGAAACAAAUCACGUUUCUAUUUUUAUGAUUAAAUAGAAACACAAUUUUAAAAUUAUCAAGAAAGACUAUAUAUUUUUAGGAGUCGAUAUUUUAAUACACUAAUCUACUUAUUAGACAAUAAAUAUUUAAGAAGUCUUCAAAUACUCUUAAAAAAUACUAAGUAACACCAUUUAUAGAGUUUAUAUUUUUUGAGGAGUAAAAGAUAUUAAAUAAAAGUAAACUAUUUAGAAAAAGACACAUAAAAUGAGAAUAAUUUUUAUCAAAAAAAAAGAGAAGAAAAAUAAAUAGUUACAUAAGAACUAAAAAAUCUAAAUAUUUAUUCAAAUCAAAACAAUCAAUUGAAUUAUAACCAUUAAAAAAUUUAUUAGAGAUAUGAUUUUAUUGGUUACAUUCAUUAAAAGCUAGAUAAAGAAACUCAAAUAUAAAAACUCUGUGAUUUAAUUUGUAAAGAAAAUACUUUAAAGGAUUUGAUUACAAAAGCUAUAAAAAUCUUCUAAAAAUCAAGAAAGUAAAUUUUAAACUAAAUAAGUUAAAAUGAAAUCGUUUCAAGCGAACAAUUCAUGCUCUCAUUAGAAAAGCUUGAAGCUCUAGGAAAUUAAGAAAAAAAAUUAGUUUUAAAGCUAGAAGAAUUCAAAAACUUUUAAGAAAAUUUAAUAGCUUAAUAACAACUAAAAUCUUAAUUAUAAGAGUAAAUUAGCAAACUCUAAUAAAUAUUUGAUUAAUUUAAAAUUGAUAAAACAUUAAAAAUAGAAUUUGAUGUUUUGGACAAUUUGAUGUUCAUCAAACAAUAAUUAGUUAAUUUGAAUUGA